GCAAUAUUUGCCUGGCUAAAUUACUAUUAGCAAUACUAUUUCUGCUUAAUCUACUCAAAGUACUUCCUUGCCAUUUCCCUUAGAUACUAAUUAAUUAGUGUUCUCCCGUUUCUUCCAAAAUUGCUGAGUAAUAUUAUUUCAACAAGUGUAUCCAUGAUGAUGCCAUACUUACUGAGUCAUUCUUGCCCAAACUCCUCGAAUUACUACCUAAGAUAUUACUGAAUAAUACUGUUUCUGCCCAACUAUCGCUGAAUGCUCCCUUUAAUCCGAACAUACGGUUAAAAUUCACCAGCUGGACCAGAAACACCCGAUGGCUAUACUUGAAUAACCCAACUAGUCACACAGACCUUUUCCGAAUUAUCGAGAAUUGUAUCUUUUUCAUUUCCUUCUAGAAACAGUCUUUUUCGCAGUAACAGACAAUUAUUCUCGCUUAACACGCGUCACAGGCCAUGAAGAGACCAAACGAUUCCCCACCAACGAGGCCCAAAAAGCUCAUCACAGACUUCUUUAAGCAUCAGAAGCCAUCCAAAGAACCAAUUACUCCACAAAUCACGCCCGAAUCGCGUCUGGCCGUGGAGAAUGGUGCAACUACUGAAUUGGCAGCAGACCACACCAAUCCCAGCACAAAGGACACCAACGAACCUGUUCACAGGGGACUGGCCACCAAAUCGGCCCCAAAUGCCUCGAAGGGUGUCCAUACUCCGAAAAUCGGCGCUUUUGACAAGGAGAAAUGGGUGCUGUCGCUCACUCCCGAGCAACAGGCGCUCCUCCAGCUCGAAAUCGACACCUUGCACGAGUCGUGGUUAGGGCCACUCCACAAGGAGCUCACCAAGCCGUACUUCCUCCAGUUGAAACGGUUCCUCCAAACCCAGGGAUCCAAAACCGUGUUCCCCAAGCCCCACGACAUCUACUCGUGGUCUCACUACACGCCGUUGCCCAACGUCAAGUGCUUGAUCUUGGGCCAGGACCCGUACCACAACCACAACCAGGCUCACGGGUUGGCGUUCUCGGUGCUUGAGCCCACAAGGCCACCUCCGUCGCUCCUCAACAUCUACAAAACCAUCCACAUCGACUAUCCCAACUUUGAAAUCCCAGAAUACGCCGUGUUGCAAAAGCAGGGCCACCCAGGCGGUGGUAACUUAACCAAAUGGGCCCAGAGGGGAGUACUAAUGCUCAAUGCUGUGUUGACAGUCGAGUGCCAUAAGGCCAACAGCCACGCCAAGCAGGGAUGGGAGACUUUCACCGAGCAGGUGAUCAGGGUGGCCAUCGACCACCACGCCGCCAAGGGCCUGGGCUUUGUCAUCAUGGCGUGGGGAACGCCUGCACAACUACGGGUGGCCAAGGUGGAUCCUUCGCUCCACCAGAAUCCCCGGUUCUUGGUGCUAAAAACCGUGCAUCCAUCGCCUCUUUCUGCCAGAAGAGGGUUUUUUGAUCUGCAGGUGUUCAAGAAGUGCAACUCGUGGCUCCACGCUAACAACCGUGACAAAAUCGACUGGGGCUUGCUAGCCAAUAACGUGGUGUUGUAACGAGUACCCACACGCCUGGCUGGCCCUGCUCAGGUGCUUGGUACCGCCCACUAGAGAAUAGUAA
Suhomyces tanzawaensis NRRL Y-17324 is the source of this 1590-nucleotide messenger RNA. RefSeq names its product uracil-DNA glycosylase. The transcript has a single exon. The record is from RefSeq and is a predicted model, not a curated record. Gene Ontology annotation, biological process: base-excision repair, AP site formation via deaminated base removal; base-excision repair. The coding region runs from base 450 to 1526 and encodes 358 amino acids. Lineage: Eukaryota; Fungi; Ascomycota; Pichiomycetes; Serinales; Debaryomycetaceae. Gene Ontology annotation, cellular component: nucleus; mitochondrion. Gene Ontology annotation, molecular function: uracil DNA N-glycosylase activity.